UAAACCCUUCGUCUGUCUCCUUCUUAGAGAGCUCCACAAAGUUUCAGUCUCCUUCUGCUUAAACCCUGUGGCUUCUUCUUCAAUUCAAAGCUCUUUCUUCAUAGCCAUGGGUUUCUUCGACCUCAACAUACCUUACGAUGAGCAUUCAUCUUCAUCUUCAACUAGGUCCAAUCGCAUCAAGAUUGUGGCCAAACUCAUGGAGCUCGGCUACUCUGGCAUCGCCUACAACCGUACAAUCAAAGGAGUGAUGUCCGAGCGGGAUCGCUGUUCUAUUCCCCUCCUCAACGUUUCAUCGCUUCACAGUAUCCUUCCAUCUUUCUCCGCCUCCGUUGAGUUCCACCGCGAUCUCCUCGGCGUGCUACGGUCCUCUCCUUUCCGUCAGUACACGCGUCUUACUAUUUCUAUCAACACUUCGCACGAGAUUCUGGCCGUCAAUUCUGGUAACCUUAUUCUGAAGACCUACGAUUUGAUUGCUGUUAAGCCUCUUAAUCAGCAUGCCUUUGAGCAGGCUUGCGAGAAAUUGGAGAUAGAUAUAAUUGCCAUUGAUUUUGCGGAGAAACUGCCUUUCAGGUUGAAGCAAGGUUCGAUAAAAUCUGCAAUUCAGCGUGGAGUUUACUUUGAAAUCAUGUACUCUGAUCUUCUUUCGGAUGUUCACGAAAGGAGGCAAAUGAUAUCCACUGCUAAGAUCUUGGUGGAUUGGACAAAUGGAAAAAAUCUCAUAUUAUCCAGUGCUGCCCCCUCUGUAAAUGAAAUCAGAGGACCUUACGACGUUGCCAACUUGUCAUCAUUGCUUGGUGUCUCUAUGGAACGUGCAAAAGCUGCUGUUUCGAAAAAUUGUAGGAAUCUCAUAGCUAAUGCUCUAAAGAGAAAGCAUUUCUACAAGGAAACCAUUCGAAUUGAAAGGAUAUCAUCAGAUGAUAAAUUAGAUUUGAAUGACCCUUGGUCAGUGGAUUUGUUCAAAUGGGAUCCUAUAUCAAGUGGCGAAGGUGAUUUGCUAUUGGAUGACAUAGCAAAAUCUUUUGCAGCUAAUGAUAAAUCAAAAAAUGUGAAAGCCAUUGAUUUCAGUUCAAUCAUUGAUAACUUGCCACCACAAGGUUUUCUAGUCAAGCAUGUAGUAGCAGGCUCUGAGGCAAAACUGUCAUUGAAUGAUAACAGAGAUUUGCCGCCUGUUUCUGAUACCAUUGAGCCACAAAUUGCUGUAAAUGGAGUAAUUCAACAGUCCCAUACCCUUGAUGGGGAACACUGUCCUUUAUCUGAUCAUCAACGCUCUGUAAUUGAAAGUUUUAAAAUUUCACAUUCACAUGGUGAUGCAGGAGCAGUUCCAAGUAAUUCUGAGGAAGGCAAAAGUACCAUUGAAGAAAUUGUGCAGCCCAAGACCUCAAUGCAGGAAGAACCUAUUCAAAUGGAUGUUGAUAAUCUGCAACCAAAAAAUCUGCUACUCAGUAGCAAGUUAAAUGUAGCGUCAACAAAUGAGCUCGUGCAUUCUCCUACAUCUACUAAAGAUGUAUCGGUUGUUUUCAUGAAUGACACAACAGAAACUUUAAAAAUGGAGGAUGUUGAUUCUCACCUGAAUGAAUAUGGUCUAGAAAGUUCUGUUAUAUUGUCUGGUUUAGAAAAUGUGUGUAGGGACAAAAGUUCAACUAAUUUGAUUUCAGAAGAUCAAAAGACAAUGGUAGUAGACUGUUCAUUUACAGCUGAAGAAUGUUUGCAUAGUGCAAGGCUUGAGGAGCCUGGGGAUGUGGCAAUAGCCGGGGAUCAGGUUUCUCCUCUUGAUUCUUGCACGAGUGACAUAAAAGAUGAUUAUUUGAUCUCAAUUCGACAGCAAACGUCUGAGGCAUUAAUGGACAAGCAAGAAAGCGGAGACGCUGACCCGCAGAUCACACAAUCUCCUUCAGAUCAGUCUAUCACUGGCGUGAUGUCGACAGUAAAUGCAAGGAAAUGCCGAUCAAAACGGAAAAGACAUCAUCCAGUGUCGAAACUUCCGCUCCAGCAGUUAAUCAACCCUCUGACCUUCAAGAAAGUCAGCAAAACAAGUACAGAAAAAUAUCGAUCAAAACGGAGGAGACAUCACCCAGCGCUAUUGCUUCCAUUCAAGCGUUCAAUCAAUCAGCUAGCCUUCAAGAAGGUCCUCAAAACUAAAUGCUAGCAGUUAUUUUUUCUGCGGUUCUAUUUUUCUUGGUCGAUAUCGUUCCAUCCUGUUUAUAAUACUUGAGUAUGCAUUUUGCACCAAUUAAUCUCAAAAUGAAUUACUUUUUGAUAUCAAGUA
Messenger RNA from Benincasa hispida (wax gourd), 2266 nucleotides. RefSeq names its product Polymerase/histidinol phosphatase-like protein (gene GAF1). Gene Ontology annotation, biological process: tRNA processing. The record is from RefSeq and is a predicted model, not a curated record. Lineage: Eukaryota; Viridiplantae; Streptophyta; Magnoliopsida; Cucurbitales; Cucurbitaceae. Gene Ontology annotation, cellular component: nucleolar ribonuclease P complex. Gene Ontology annotation, molecular function: RNA binding.